GGGACUUGGAAGGGUGGUUUUUGAGGAUCCCUGAGAGACACGGGGCUGGAAUAGACUGAAGGCUAUUGUAAAAACACGUACAUAUGAUGCAUGACAGAAUUCAAGGAAGUGGGAAAGUUGCCACAGUAAACUCCCUCCUGUAUGAUGGCAGAGUCUGUUAAUUUGUGUUGCUUUAUGCUUUAUGUGGAUCCUUGGUUCAUCCUGACAACUCAAGAACAGUCCCGGCAGCAUGGGUCUGUUUAUGGGACAAUUCAAGUGCUACAAGAUUUUGACGAUGGGGCUGGUCUUUUUGAUUUGGAUACUCUAUCUCAAGAUGUUCUGGCCUGAUAGCAUCACCUACCGGCUCCCAGGACCCCGUCCUGCCUCUAAAUUUGCUUCCAACUUCAUGGAAUCUCCCUCCCUCUUUGAUUCUCUCCCACAGGCACUCACCAACUUGACAUACCUUCUGUACUGGCCUCCAACCCCAGGAGAUGGGGGGAACCUUUUGGCCUCCACCAGCCCCCGGACCUCCACUUACCACCUGAGGAGUCCUGCCCGGGCCAGCUACACCCUGGGAGGCCACCUGGAGGCCAUCCUUGUGGCCCGGGACCACUGGGGCAAGCCCAAGACCCAUGGUGGAGAUCUGUUUAGGGCACAGCUGUUGGGUUCAGAAUUAAAUGCAGGGGUCCCCGGGGAUGUCCAGGACCUGGAGAAUGGCACCUACCUCUUGUCCUUCCCCCUGCUUUGGGCUGGCAGGGCCCAGGUGCAAGUGCGGCUGAUCCACUCCAGUGAGGCAGUUGGGGUUCUGCGGAGGAUCUGGACAGAGAAAGGAGCCACAGUUGAUUUUAAGGGAUAUUUCCGGGGACUAGAAGGACCUGAAGAGAUUGUGAUUUGCAAUGUUGACCCUCAGUCAACUGGUGCUAAAAAGGCUACCUGCCAGUACAGGGAUGCGGUUUCUGGUGAGCUCUGGUUCUGUGCUCAGCCUCCCACCUUGCCCUGCAACUCUUUAGUUGGUCACUCAAGUGGGCGUUACCUAAAAGUAACCACACAACAUGAUGAGCACCUACUGGCACGGAAUGUGACAGACAAGGUGCUCUCUCAGGGCAUUUCUCCAAUCCUGGUCAGACCUGCAGCCACAAGUAACACCACUCUGACCCUGUCCCCACAGCUCCCGUGCCGCCCUGGCCUCCUGUUCCCAAAGCCCUCUGGCUUCUACCAUGGAAAUGUGUGGCGCUCCCUGGGCUGUUCCAGCCGCUCCUUCCCCACGGCUGACAGCAUCCUCGGCUGCCUGGCUGGCCGCAUCGUCCACAUGAUGGGGGACUCCACGCUUCGGCAGUGGUGGGAGUAUCUGCGCGACACCGCGCCCUCCCUGAAGCCAGUGGAUCUACAUGCCCUGUAUCAGGCAGGGCCCCUGAUGGCCGUGGACACGACUCGGGGCAUAGUGCUGCACUGGCGGGCCCACAGCUGGCCCCUGCGCUCUCUCCGCACACCAGUGGCCUCCCUGCACUCAGUGGUCAGGGAGCUGGCGGGCCUGGCCGGGGGGCCCCACACCGUGGUCGUGCUGGGCUUGGGAGCCCACUUCACCACCUUCCCUCCGUCCAUCUUUGUGCGACGCCUGGCAGGGAUCCGGGCAGCUGUGAUGGCCCUGCUGGCCCGGGAACCCAGUACUCUCGUGGUCAUCAAAUUGGCCAAUACUGGCUACAAGUCUGUGUACGGCAGCGACUGGUUUACCCUGCAGGUGAACCGGCUCCUUCGAGCUGCCUUUUCUGGUGUCCGUGUGGCCUUUGUAGAUGCCUGGGAAAUGACCUCCAGCCUGCCCCUGCCGGACAACAUCCACCCAGUGAAGCUCAUUGUGCGCAAUGAGGUGGACCUGCUCCUCUCCUUCAUCUGUCCCACCUGAGUGCUCCUGAGGCCCUGGGGCUGUGCUCAUGGGGUACCUGGGGCCUGGCCACCGGAACUAUGCACAGGAAAGAUGGAACAAUGAAUUAACAGUGAUUCAGAGAGCAGUGGUGGCUCAAGGUUUACCACCUGCGUAAAUUCUCAACAUUUUGGUGGCCAUCUUCUCCUGCAUCUCUCUUGCACUACAUAGAUGAACAUGUAAUUUACAAAAAUGAGAACAUAUUUUUAAAUUCCCUUCUUUGGAGAAAUUUUUGUUGGUUAAAAUUGCACAUGAUACAGUUAUAAGGAACAGUA
This is a messenger RNA of Chinchilla lanigera (long-tailed chinchilla), 2172 nucleotides long. RefSeq names its product NXPE family member 3-like. The record is from RefSeq and is a predicted model, not a curated record. The transcript is spliced from 5 exons. The coding region runs from base 230 to 1879 and encodes 549 amino acids. NCBI's taxonomy places the organism in Eukaryota, Metazoa, Chordata, Mammalia, Rodentia, Chinchillidae.